Messenger RNA from Cyphomyrmex costatus, 1913 nucleotides. RefSeq names its product bifunctional 3'-phosphoadenosine 5'-phosphosulfate synthase. The transcript is spliced from 7 exons. Gene Ontology annotation, biological process: sulfate assimilation; 3'-phosphoadenosine 5'-phosphosulfate biosynthetic process. NCBI's taxonomy places the organism in Eukaryota, Metazoa, Arthropoda, Insecta, Hymenoptera, Formicidae. The coding region runs from base 1 to 1899 and encodes 632 amino acids. The record is from RefSeq and is a predicted model, not a curated record. Gene Ontology annotation, molecular function: sulfate adenylyltransferase (ATP) activity; ATP binding; adenylylsulfate kinase activity.
AUGGGUAUCUUCGAACGACGGAUUCUGGAGAUUUCGAAUUCUCCGAAAGAAGCGCAGGCGAUAGCGACCAACGUGUUGUCUCAAGUGCAUCAUGUAUCCAGAACGAAACGGGGACAAGCGAUCGGUUCCGUUCGAGGAUUUCGUGGAUGCACAAUUUGGAUGACGGGACUUUCAGGUGCCGGAAAGACUUCUAUCUCUUUUCAACUUGAGGAAUAUCUCGUUUCUCAGGGAAUUCCCGCGUACAGCUUGGAUGGUGACAACUUGCGCACAGGUCUGAAUCGUAAUCUUGGCUUCAGCAAAGAAGAUCGCGAGGAGAACGUGCGUCGCGUUGCUGAGGUCGCGAGACUUUUCGCAGACGCCGGCAUCAUUGCCCUCUGCAGCUUCGUCUCGCCGUUCGCGGCAGACCGAAAAAUGGCACGAGAAAUUCACGAGAACGCCAAUCUGCCCUUCUUCGAGAUAUUCAUCGACGCAUCCCUUCAGAUCUGCGAGGCCCGUGACGUCAAAGGCCUCUAUAAGAAAGCACGUCAGGGUAUCAUUAAGGGUUUCACCGGUAUCGAUCAAAAUUAUGAUGUACCUAUCGAACCUGAUCUCACUGUCGACACAGAGAACACGACUGUUCAACAAUCCACUGAUAUCGUUAUCAAUUUUCUUCAACGCAAACAAAUCAUACCAAAGAUAUGCGAACUUGAGCCCUUUCUAGAAUUAUUCGUAAAAGAGGAUAGAUUGAAUGAUGUCCAGAAGGAAAUAAAGGCUCUUCCAAUUUUGGAAAUCAGAAAAUUAGAUGUGCAAUGGUUACAAGUUCUCGCUGAAGGAUGGGCAGCGCCUUUGAAAGGAUUUAUGAGGGAAAACGAAUAUCUUCAAGUGCUGCAUUUUAACUGCUUGUACGAGAACGACGUUUCGAUCAACCAAUCGAUACCUAUUGUUCUCGCUGUGAGCACCUCUGAUAAAGAACGCUGUUUCGAUGCGACCGCGCUCGUACUUAGAUAUCAGGACAAGGACAUCGCCGUCUUACGCAAUCCGGAAUUUUAUCUCCACCGCAAAGAAGAACGUUGCUGCCGUCAAUUCGGCACAAAUGAUCCCAGGCAUCCUUAUGUUAAAUUAAUCCGAGACUCUGGCGACUGGUUGGUCGGCGGGGAUUUGGAAGUGCUCGAAAGAAUUAAAUGGAAUGACGGGCUGGAUCAUUACAGACUGACGCCUAACGAGAUCAGAACUAAAUGCAGGGAAAUUGGCGCCGAUGCGGUUUUUGCUUUUCAACUGCGAAAUCCUGUUCACAACGGACACGCGUUACUUAUGCAGGAUACUAGACGACGUCUCGAAGAAUAUAGCUUCAAAAAACCAGUUCUUCUCCUUCAUCCUUUAGGCGGAUGGACUAAAGACGACGAUGUUCCUCUACCUGUUAGGAUACAACAACAUCAGGCUAUCCUCGAAGAAAAUGUCUUACAUAAGGAUACUAUUCUCGCUAUUUUUCCUAGCCCUAUGUGUUACGCCGGUCCCUCAGAAGUGCAAUGGCAUGCCAAAGCUCGCAUGAUCGCAGGAGCAAAUUUUUACAUUGUCGGACGUGAUCCCGCUGGCAUUCCUCAUCCUGAUAAAUCCGUCACACCAGACGGCAAUCUUUACGAUGCCACUCAUGGUGCACGUGUCCUUUCAAUGGCACCAGGUUUACAAAGUCUCGAAAUUAUUCCUUUUAAAGUAGCUGCUUACGAUACUAAAACGAAGAAAAUGUCUUUCUUCGAAGCUGAACGGCAACAAGACUUCGUUUUUAUUUCUGGCACCAAAAUGCGCAAUUUGGCAAAAAAUGGUGAAGAUCCUCCCGAAGGUUUUAUGGCACCAAAAGCAUGGAGAAUUAUCGCAAAAUAUUAUCAAACUACACACACAUACAGUCAAGAAACGAAUAAAUAAAUAGUAUUUAUGUU